Molecule: messenger RNA, 735 nt
Organism: Gongylonema pulchrum
Lineage: Eukaryota; Metazoa; Nematoda; Chromadorea; Rhabditida; Gongylonematidae
Source: the annotation of a GenBank genome assembly
GAGGGUAAAAUCGAGGAAGCAAUAAAGGAUGGUUUCUUGGCGCUCGAUGAAAAGAUGCGUGGGGACGAUGAGUUACGUGACGAUAUGUCGGGUACUACAGCUGUUAUCGUGCUGAUCAAGGAUCAGAAAAUUUAUUGUGUUGCCAGUGUCUGUGGCACAGCGUUACCGCUCAGUUUUGAUCAUAAGCCAGCGAAUGAGAACGAAGCGAGGCGAAUCAUUGCAGCCGGUGGCUGGGUAGAAUUCAAUCGUGUCAAUGGUAACCUAGCACUAUCGCGGGCUCUCGGCGAUUUUGCAUUCAAAAAGAAUGAUCAGAAGCCUCCCGAGGAGCAGAUCGUCACUGCGUGUCCCGAUGUUACUGUGCGUGAUUUGACGUAUAAUCACGAGUUCAUCAUACUGGCUUGUGAUGGUAUAUGGGAUGUGAUGUCGAAUCAGGAAGUGGUGGAGUUUUGCAGGGAUCGACUGGCUGCGGGUCGUGAACCUGAAGCGAUAUGUGAGGAAUUACUUUCGCGGUGUUUGGCGCCCGACUGCCAGAUGGGUGGCCUUGGCUGCGACAAUAUGACCGCAGUGCUGGUGUGUCUACUACAGGAUGAUACUGCAGAAGCCUUUAGGGCACGCUGCUCCCGGAAACGUUGCGAAUCUGCAGCCGGUGACACAAUGGAUUAUUCUGCUCCGAGGCGUCCUACUCAUUUUCUUUACCGCACCGAGCACAAAAUGUUAAAGCAACUUCGGCUAUAG